Molecule: messenger RNA, 358 nt
Organism: Staurois parvus
Lineage: Eukaryota; Metazoa; Chordata; Amphibia; Anura; Ranidae
Source: the annotation of a GenBank genome assembly
GGAUUGUCUGGCUCGACAGCGGGCAUCGGGUCACAGGUAUGACAGCGGGCACUGGGUCACCAGGCAUCAGGUCAUUUAGCUCGCCAGCGGGCACCUCGUCAUCUGGCAAGGCAGUGGGCACCGAGUCACCAGGCACGACAGCGGGCUCUGAGUCAACUGGCAUGACAGCGGGCACCGGGUCAUCAGGUACCGGAUUGUCUGGCUCGACAGUGGGCAUCGGGUCACCAGGCCUAAUAGGAUCGUCAGGCUGGAUCAGUUCAUCAUGCUGGAGAGGCAUCAGGCUGCGACAGGUAUCAGGCUGAGUACAGGAGCUGAGUACAGGCAUCAGGCUGAGUAGAGGCUUCAGGCUGAACCACGG